AUGACGAGGAAUAAGGCUGUGCCCUCCCUUGCGGUAUUGCUUUCUCUGGUCGUCCUUGCCGCAUGCCUUGUUGCUCCCGCAUGGGCUGUGAAACAUGAGAAUUUCAAGACUUGCGAGCAAUCGGGAUUCUGCAAGCGAAACCGAGCUUUCGCCGACAGAGCUUCCGCGGAGGGCUCGUCUUGGAGCUCCCCAUACGAGCUUGACCCCGCUACCCUCAGUUUUCAAGAUGGCCAAUUAUCCGGGAUGCUUGUGAAAAAUGUCUCAGAGCACGAAAAAGUUCAAUUGCCUCUCACAAUUGCCUUCCUAGAAUCUGGUGCCGCUCGCCUGGUUGUCGACGAGGAGAGACGCCUGAAGGGCGAUAUCGAGACUCGACAUGGCAGCAAGAUCAACAAAAAGCGCUACGAUGAGGCGGAGAAGUGGGUCAUUGUCGGUGGCCUCGAAGGCAGCAAAACAGCGACUCUGAAUGCCCAGUCUGAAACAGGGUUCACCAACGUCGCAUAUGGACCCAAUGGCAAUUUGCAGGCGAUCAUUCGGCACUCGCCGUUUGAAAUUGAGUUCUUGAGGGACGGUGAAUCUCAGGUACAAUUGAACAAGCAAGGGUAUUUGAACAUGGAGCACUGGCGCCCGAAACUUGAGAACAGUGAGAGCGAGUCGGCAGAAGAUGAAAGCACAUGGUGGGAGGAGAACUUUGGAUCCAACACCGAUUCCAAGCCUCGAGGCCCCGAAAGUGUUGGUCUUGACAUCACCUUCCCAGGAUUCAGUCAUGUCUUUGGAAUUCCUGAACAUGCAGACUCGCUGUCUUUGAGAGAGACCCGAGGUGGACCCGGAAACCACGAGAAUCCUUACCGCAUGUACAACUCAGACGUCUUCGAGUACGAGCUUGAUAGUCCUAUGACCCUUUAUGGAUCGAUUCCCUUUAUGCAGGCUCAUCGAAAGGGUUCUUCUGUUGGUGUCUUCUGGCUCAAUGCCGCCGAGACCUGGGUCGACAUUGUUAAGAAGAAGGCAUCCUCGAAUCCACUCUCUAUGAGUGCCUCCGAGAAGGUUGACACUCACACACACUGGAUAUCCGAGGCUGGCCGCAUGGACCUUUUCGUUUUCCUUGGUCCCACUCCACAGGAUUUAAGCAAGACAUACGGUGAAUUGACUGGGUACACCCAGCUGCCUCAGCACUUUGCGAUCGCCUAUCAUCAAUGCCGAUGGAAUUACGUCACCGACGAGGACGUCAAGGAAGUUGACGCCAAGUUUGACAAGUACCAAAUUCCCUACGAUGUAAUCUGGCUUGAUCUGGAGUACACAGAUGAUCGCAAGUACUUCACUUGGGAUCCUCUUACGUUCCCAAAUCCAAAGGGCAUGCAAGAGAAGCUGGACGCAUCUCAACGGAAGCUUGUGGUGCUCAUUGAUCCUCACAUCAAAAACAAGAACGAUUACUUUGUAUCACAAGAGCUCACCAGCAAGGGUCUUGCUGUUCUGAACAAGGACGGCGAAGUGUACGAUGGCUGGUGUUGGCCGGGCUCCUCAAACUGGGUCGAUUGCUUCAACCCUGCGGCAGUCCCGUGGUGGAACAGCCUUCAUAAAUUCGACAAGUUCAAGGGUUCAAUGCCUAAUUUGUUCAUCUGGAAUGACAUGAAUGAACCUUCCGUCUUCAAUGGUCCAGAGACCACUAUGCCAAAGGACAAUAUUCACUACGGAAAUUGGGAGCAUCGUGAUGUUCACAACAUUAAUGGUCUGACACUGGUCAACGCAACCUAUCAGGCAAUGUUGGAGCGUAAAAAGGGCGAACUCCGACGACCGUUUGUGCUUACCCGUUCAUAUUUCGCCGGAUCUCAGCGUACCUCAGCUAUGUGGACUGGUGACAAUCAAGCUACAUGGGGCCAUUUGGCGGCUUCGCUCCCUAUGGUCUUAAACAACGGUAUCGCUGGCUUCCCGUUCGCUGGUGCGGAUGUCGGAGGUUUCUUUCACAAUCCUGAAAAGGAGCUACUGGCUCGCUGGUAUCAAGCUGGCAUCUGGUAUCCUUUCUUCCGUGCCCACGCUCAUAUCGAUACCCGUCGUCGUGAGCCCUAUCUGAUCAGCGAACCGUAUCGGACCAUCAUCACACAGGCAAUCCGCUUGCGCUAUCAGCUUCUCCCAGCAUGGUACACCGCCUUUCAUCAAGCCUCCGUCAAUGGUACACCCAUCGUGCGGCCACAGUAUUAUGUCUUCCCCGAAGACGAGGAAGGCUUCGCGAUUGAUGAUCAGCUUUACUUGGGCGACACAGGCCUUCUCGCCAAGCCUGUAGUUCAGGAGAACACUUUCACCACUGAUAUUUAUAUUGCGGAUGAUGAGAAGUAUUACGACUACUUCGACUACACCAUCUACCAGGGCGCUGGUAAGCGUCACACUGUUCCUGCCCCCGCGGAAAAGAUUCCUCUGUUGAUUCAAGGUGGCCACAUCAUUCCCCGCCGCGAUCGACCCCGCCGUAGCAGCACUCUGAUGCGUUGGGACCCUUAUACCCUUGUUAUCACUCUCAACAAAGAUAGCGAGGCGGAAGGCACUCUCUAUGUCGACGAUGGCGAGACCUUUGAUUAUGAGCGUGGCGGCUACAUUCAUCGUCGAUUCCGCUACCAAGACUCUGUUCUCUCAUCAGAGGACAUUGCCACCAAGGGGGCAAAGACCGCUGAGUAUUCGAAGACGAUGUCAGGUGUUUCUGUUGAGCGCCUGAUUGUCAUCGAUCCCCCGACCUCUUGGAAGAGCAAAAUGAGCGUCACUGUCAUGGAAGAUGGUGCAAAGACUGCCACGAUCGCCCCUCUCGAAUAUCAUGAGCAAAAAGACGGCAAAGCGUCGUAUGCUGUUGUCAAGAGCCCGAAUGUCGGCAUCGGCAAGACCUGGCGUAUAGAGUUUUAG
This is a messenger RNA of Penicillium diatomitis, 2880 nucleotides long. Its product is annotated as glucan 1,3-alpha-glucosidase ROT2. Gene Ontology annotation, cellular component: glucosidase II complex. The transcript has 2 exons. Bases 1 to 2880 code for a protein of 959 amino acids. Gene Ontology annotation, biological process: carbohydrate metabolic process; N-glycan processing. Gene Ontology annotation, molecular function: alpha-glucosidase activity; carbohydrate binding. NCBI's taxonomy places the organism in Eukaryota, Fungi, Ascomycota, Eurotiomycetes, Eurotiales, Aspergillaceae. The record is from RefSeq and is a predicted model, not a curated record.